AUGGCAGCAUCAAGAGCUCCUGGAACUGGAAUCAACAUCAAGGAACUGACUCCAGAAAGAAUUGAAAAAUCAUUUUCUGCAUCCUUGAAGGCUCACAGUUACAAGGCACCUUACUUUCUUGAAAAGAAUAGUAGAAGCAACCCAAAAGAAGUUAUCAUCAGUUUUUCAGCUUCAGGUGGUUUCAAAGAUUGGUAUUCCAAAACUAAUUUUGGUGAAAUCAAAAUAGAUCUUACUCUAUUUCCUUCACUUAGAAGUAUUGGUAAUAAUGAACCUGCUUUGGUUAAUCAGUACUUUCUUCAAAGAUUCCAAGAGAUUUUAGCAAAGUCUUCACUUCAAAAUGAGGUGGAGACGGCAAUAGAUAAGCAGCAGAAGCAAAUAAUUUUUGCAGGGCAUUCAUCUGGUGGACCGGUGGCAAUUCUGGCAACCCUUUGGGCCUUAGAAAAGUACCAAACACCAAUAUCUCAUGGUGGUCUCCCUCCCCUAUGUGUUACAUUUGGUUCUCCAUUAGUUGGAAAUCACCUAUUUUCUCAUGCUACAAGGAGAGAAGGAUGGUCUAACUACUUUUUCCAUUUUGUGCUGAGAUAUGACAUAGUGCCAAGGAUCCUCCUUGCUCCUUUAUCAUCUUUUGACCAAAGAUUUGAAACAGUUUCACAGCUCAUAGAUCCCAAAAACAAAUCAUUCAUGAGCGAAUCAAGUCUCGGAAGAAUCUCUUCGACUUCAGAUUUCUACUUUGAGGUGAUAUCAAAUGCUGCAACCGUCACAAGGCAUGCUGCUUGCAAGCUAAUGGGAACAACAGAAGCAACACUUGAAACUAUUGCAAAUUUUGUUCCUUUGAGUCCUUAUAGACCCUUCGGAACUUACAUUUUCUGCACUGCAAGUGGAAAUGAAGCAAAACAAAUUGUCAUCAAAAACCCUGAUGCAAUUCUGCAGGUCCUGUUUUUUUCUGCCCAGUUAAGCUCAGAAGCAGAAACUGAUGAAGUUUCUCUUAAAAGCCUGCGACAACAUUUAACGUAUGGCGCGGAAUUGCCAAAAACCUUAGGAAUUCAGACUGCUGUGCACUUGGACCAACUAGAGAAGAUUCCUUUGUCCGAGAAUACUACUACAGGAGGCGGAAACAUUGCAACCAUUAACACUGCCUUAAAUGAUCUUGGCCUGAGCACUAGAGCGAGGUUAUGCAUUCAAGCAGCAGCAGCAUUAGAGGAGCGGAAAAGAAACAAUGAAAAAACCAUAGAAGAGAAGAAAGGAUUUAUGGACGAAAAGAUGAAGGAAGUGGAAAAGUACAGAGAAAUGUGGGGGCAUCAGAAAAAGGGUUACUACGACGGAUUCAAGGAUCAAAAAGAUCCAGAAGAUUUCAAAGCAAAUGUGAAGAGACUAGAUCUAGCAGGAGUAUGGGACGAGAUAAUCGAAAAGCUACUAAACUAUGAACUUCCAGAUGAAUUUGAAGGGGUAGAAGAUUGGAUUGAGAUAGGAACGAAGUUUAGAAGACUAGUUGAGCCUUUGGACAUUGCUAAUUACUAUCGACAUUCAAGGAACCGUGAUGGACGCGCUUACAUGGAUAAAGGAGGAAGGCCAAAGAGAUACAGGUAUACACAGAGAUGGUUGGAGCAUCGAGAGAGGGGGAAGGAAGGUGGUUAUUCUGAAUCUUGUUUUUGGGCUGAAGUGGAGGAUCUUAGUAAUGAUAAGAAACCUUUUGAAGAUGUUAAGGAAAGAGUUUUGAAUUUGGAGAAACAGAUAAAAGAGUGGAGUGAGAAAAAGGAAGUUGGUAAGGAUGUGUUUUUGGAGGGUUCUACUUUUGUCCAGUGGUGGAAAACAUUGCCAUUGCAUCAUAGGCAACAAUCAUGCAUUAGAAGUCUUGUUGGAGGGUGA
Molecule: messenger RNA, 1866 nt
Organism: Lathyrus sativus (Indian pea)
Lineage: Eukaryota; Viridiplantae; Streptophyta; Magnoliopsida; Fabales; Fabaceae
Source: the annotation of a GenBank genome assembly